Messenger RNA from Odobenus rosmarus divergens (Pacific walrus), 1677 nucleotides. RefSeq names its product tripartite motif containing 25 (gene TRIM25). The record is from RefSeq and is a predicted model, not a curated record. Lineage: Eukaryota; Metazoa; Chordata; Mammalia; Carnivora; Odobenidae. The transcript is spliced from 8 exons. Bases 1 to 1677 code for a protein of 558 amino acids. Gene Ontology annotation, molecular function: protein binding.
AUGGCAGAGCUGGUCCCCCUGGCCGAGGAGCUGUCGUGCUCCAUCUGCCUGGAGCCCUUCAAGGUGCCGGUCACCACCCCGUGCGGCCACAACUUCUGCGGCUCGUGCCUGGACGAGACGUGGGCCGUUCAGGGCCCGCCGUAUCUGUGCCCGCAGUGCCGCGCCGUCUACCACGCGCGGCCGCAGCUGCGCAAGAACACGGUGCUGUGCGCGGUGGUGGAGCAGUUCCUGCAGGCCGAGCAGGCCUGGGCGGUGCCCCCGCCCCCCGACGGCUGGAAGCCGCCCGCCCGCGCCGCCGCGCCCAGCCCGGCGGACCCGGUGGCCUGCGACCACUGCCUGAAGGAGCCCGCCGUCAAGACGUGCCUGGUGUGCAUGGCCUCCUUCUGCCAGGAGCACCUAAAGCCGCACCUCGACAGCCCCGCCUUCCGGGACCACCAGCUGCAGUCCCCCGUCCGGGACCUGAUGCGCCGCAAGUGCCCCCAGCACAACCGGCUGCGGGACUUCUUCUGCCCCCAGCAUGACGAGUGCAUCUGCCACAUCUGCCUGGUGGAGCACAAGGCCUGCUCGCCUGCGUCCCUGAGCCAGGCCAGUGCCGACCUGGAGACCAAGCUGAAGCAUAAGCUGACUGUCAUCUACAGCCAGAUCAACGGUGCCUCGAGGGCGCUUGAGGACGUGCGAUCCAGGCAGCAGGAUGUGCGGAAAGGGAUAAAACUGCAAGGUGUCUCCACAAAGCCAGUCUACGUCCCCAAGGUGGAGCUGAAUCAGGAGCUGAUAAAGGGUGUCUGUCAGGGCACCUCAGACCUCAAAGACGAGCUGAAGCGGUAUAUCAGGCAGUCCCAGGACAAGAAGCCCGAGGAACCCACUGGCUCAGGGAACCCUGGAGAGCAUGGCCCAGCAUCUACGCCCAAACCCAUACACUUUUCGAAAAAGUUCCUGAAAGAAGAAAAGAGACCCAAGAAACCUUCCCCUGCCUCUGCCUCAACCACCAAGAUGCCCACCUUCGGAGCCCCGGAGCAGUUGCAGGAUCUAAAGCAGCCCGGCCUGGAGAGUGUAGGCAAAGCCACCACCGCGCAGCCGAAUGCGGCGGCCCUCAAGGCCAAGGUGCUGGAGACCUUCUUAGCCAAGUCCAGGCCCGAGCUCCUGGAGUAUGCCAUUAAAUUCAGCCUGGACUACAACACCGCCCACAACAAGGUGGCACUGUCGGAGAACUACACAGUCGCCUCUGUGGCCGACGCAUCCCUGAACUACCAGCCCCAUCCCAAGAGGUUCGUGUACUGCUCUCAGGUUCUGGGCCUGCACUGCUACAAGAAAGGGAUCCACUACUGGGAGGUGGAGCUGCAGAAGAGCCACUUCUGUGGGGUGGGCAUCUGCUACGGCAGCAUGCCACGCCAGGGCCCCGAGAGCCGGCUCGGCCGCAACAGCGCCUCGUGGUGCGUGGAGUGGUUCAACACCAAGAUCUCUGCAUGGCACAACAACGUGGAGAAGACGCUGCCCUCCACCAAGGCCACGCGGGUCGGUGUGCUUCUCAACUGUGACCAUGGCUUCGUCAUCUUCUUUGCUAUCGCCGACAAGGUCCACCUGAUGUAUAAGUUCAAGGUGGACUUCACAGAAGCCGUGUACCCGGCCUUCUGGGUGUUCUCUGCCGGUGCCAUGCUCUCCAUCUGCUCCUACAAGUAG